UAUGUAAGUCAGUGCUUUCACAGCUGCCUCCCCUAACGGACGCGCGCGCUCCUACACGAAAAAAUCCAUUGACGAUGCCGAUAUACAACUUGUUCCUCACACAAAAAAAUAUCAGUGAAUCCUCCUGUGAUGCGAAACUUUUAUGAACACGAGUGUACACCAGUGUGUCAAGUGGUCGUAUAUUUUGUUACGGAAUGUCGUAUCUAAAUGAAAAUUUCUUUCAAACUUACGCGCCGGGAUUAAGUAAGAUUUAUAUCUGAAAACAACGGAGAUUCUCGAGUUAAUUUUAGACGCUCAUUAUGCUCAGUAAAAUAAUCCAAGCACGCGUUACUAAAGUCACCAGUGCCGUACAAUUUAUGCGCCAAACAUCGGUUAAGGAUAAAAUAAAAAUAGACGAGCAUUAAGUAGGAACUUUAAUAUAUGGAGCGACAUUCGUUUUAACUAAGUGUCAUAAAACUAUUUGUCAGCGCGUUAAUUAAGAAGUAGAAUAAAUGUUGACGUAUUUAGUGGAAACUAGUAGAGUUGUAAAAGCGAAAAAGUUGUGACAAGAUGCUUAGCUGUUUAGUAAUUAGAAGAUAGACGUAGACGCUAAUAGGAACAAUACAUUUAAGUGUUAAGUGACGAUGAAAAGAAGAAGAGUGUCGAAUUAAUAUAGUAUUUAUUAAAUAUUAUUAUAAACAAAAUGGCCGGGGAAUUGAAGAGGAUAAAGAGGCAUUCAUACGUAUUGAAUGCAAUACUGCUAUUCAUCUCAAUGAUUUAUGGAGCAGGAGGCCUCCGCACCACAGAGUUACGAAUCACACCACGCGUCGUGCAAAGAGGUCGGAACGUCACUAUGGCCUGUCUAUACGAGCUUCAUGACUAUGGUAUAUACUCCGUUAAGUGGUACAAAGGGACGCAGGAGUUCUAUCGGUACUCGCCUCUGGAGAGCCCGACUACUAAGGUGUUACCCGUCAGUGGGAUUAAAGUUGAUAGGUUAAGGUCUAAUGAAACCCACGUAGUACUACUCCGGGUGGUGGCGAGCCUCAGCGGGAAUUACAGCUGUGAGGUGAUACAGAAUGCGCCAUCCUACCCGCAGUAUAUCGCCUCAGCGAGGCUGGAUGUUGUUGGCGUAGGAGGUCUCCGAGCAACAGACCUCCGAAUAUCCCCACCAGUAGUACAACGGGGGAAUGACACUACUCUCGCGUGUCUAUACGAGCUGACUGACGCCCCCCUCUACUCCGUCAAGUGGUAUAGAGGGCGCCACGAGUUCUACCGAUACUCGCCUACAGAGAACCCUACUACCAAGAUAUUCCCCUUUGCUGGGAUUAAUGUUGAUUUGGCACGGUCCAAUCAGAGCCAAGUGGUGCUAACCAGGGUCAGUUUCGGUCUGUCGGGGAACUUCAGCUGUGAGGUCACGGCGGACGCUCCUUCCUUCGCCACUUCUAUCGUAUCUAAUACUAUGGAGGUUGUUGCCCUCCCACCGUCACUACCGACGAUACAAACAAGCCAACACUACUACAUACCGGGCGACGUGCUGCGUGCCAACUGCUCCUCAGGACCCAGUCGCCCGCCGUCCGACCUCGCCUUCUUCAUCAAUGAUAUGCCUCUUUCCCUUCACCAGGUGACACCAGGCACUCACCAAGUGCACCCAGCGCCAGAAGGCUUGUUCCGUUCCGAGCUUUAUGUCCAAGUCCAGCUGUGGCCAGCCCACUACGAGCGAGGAGCUCCCAUACUCCGCUGCCAAGCCAAGAUCGGAGAUUUGUACAGAGACGAUGCAGCAGUAGCACUGUAUUCAGGGAAUAGUGACCCUAAAAUUGAGAGAGUGACAUCACCUGGGUCAGCCUCCAACCUACAAGUGUGCCAAUUUUUACUAUUACUUCACAUUAUUGUUUGGGCAAACAAUACCUAGGUUAAACUAAA
This is a messenger RNA of Helicoverpa armigera (cotton bollworm), 1899 nucleotides long. RefSeq lists its product as uncharacterized. Bases 683 to 1888 code for a protein of 401 amino acids. Lineage: Eukaryota; Metazoa; Arthropoda; Insecta; Lepidoptera; Noctuidae. The record is from RefSeq and is a predicted model, not a curated record. The transcript has 8 exons.